AUGUCUUCACUACAGAGUAUUCCAUUUAUAGUACUAUUCUUCUAUUCCUUUUUCAACGUCGGACAACAACAUUCAGUUCAAGCGACAAGUGAACACAACACCUCGAACACUGAUGAUAUUGCUAUUGCUAAAUGGAAAUUUCAUGAAUUCUCUAUGCAUAUCACUGUAAUGCUUUUUCUAUUCAUCUUAAUUCUAAUCAAAAUCGCUUAUCAUCAUAUCCCGUAUAUAUCAGAUUAUGUUCCAGAAUCACUAGUAUUGAUUAUUAUCGGUAUCACCUUCGGUGGGAUUGUUAUUUAUGAAAUUGAAGAAAAGACUGGAUUAAUAGAUCCUAAGGUGUGGAAAUUCACCCCGGAAUUAUUCUCCUAUUAUCUACUACCACCGAUUAUCUUAGAGUCAGCGUAUAACCUGUACAACAGAACAUUCUCUGAAUAUCUCGGUGUUGUAUUAUUGUUUUCUGUGCUGGGUACAGUGUUCAACUUUCUGAUUAUCGGUUUCUCUAUGUAUAUACUAUUCGCUGCCGGUCUGCUAGGCUAUCCAGUGUUACAUUUCGAUGUGAAAGGCUUCCUACUGUUCAGUUCGCUGAUUGUCGCUGUAGAUCCUGUUGCUGUGCUGGCCAUCUUUCAAGAUAUUGGCGUGGAGUUAAGCCUGUAUUAUAUUGUCUUUGGUGAAUCACUGUUCAAUGAUGCAAUCACUAUUGUCCUUUAUGAUAUUAUGGUAGCUUUCACGGGAAAAGAAGAAAUCACUGGUCAUCAAGUCUUUAUUGGUAUUUUAUCCUUUUUCACUGUAAGUUUCGGCGGUCUGAUUAUCGGUGUCCUGUUCGGUGUGUUGACAUGUGUAGUGACACGGGUACGUAGUCAUUUAACUGUCUUCACUAUGCUUUUACUUGCUUAUUUCUCUUACAUUAUGGCUGAUUGUGUUGGUUGGUCUGGGAUCAUAUCAAUGAUUGGCUGUGGAUUAGUACAGGCUGCUUAUGCAUUUCAUAAUAUCGGUGAAAAACACGUGAAAAGUGUUCAUUUAUUCACGAAAAUGUUAUCCGAAGUCAGUGAAGCUGUCAUCUUUCUAUUCUUAGGCAUACAAGUUGUUUCAUAUAAACUUGAAUGGCAUACUGGUUUUAUUCUAUGGGGACUGAUACUAUGCCUGGUGUCCAGGUCAAUAGUUAUAUUUAGUAUUACAGCUAUAGUGAAUUAUGUAAAUAUUGAUGAGACAAAAAUUACACUAGCUCAACAAAUUGUUCUCAUCUACGGUGGUCUACGUGGUGCUGUCGCAUUCGCCUUGGCUGUACUCAUCUCAGAGAAUAAAUUCCCAAUCAACGGAGAGUAUCAUAAGAAUGUGAUUGUCACUGCAACACUGUUUAUCAUUUUAUUCACAGUUGGAUUUAUGGGAAUGACAACAAAACCAUUGGUGAAAUUAUUAAAAAUACGUAAACGUGAUAAACAAACUUUGAGUUUAUUCACUAUACUGAAUAAAAGUAUUAUCGAUCAAACAUUGACAGGUAUCGAGACACUGACUGGAUCUAGAGGUCGUAAUGCUGUUCGUGGGUUUUUUAUGCGUAUUGAUGAAAAGUACAUUCGACGUUUAUUACAACGUAAUCCUGAACGUUAUGAUGAAAAAAUAUUGAAAGUCUAUGAGCAUAUUGCUUUAAAAUUAUUAUAUGCUUCAAUGCGUCCUCAAGAUACGGAGAAUAUUUUAAAAAAGAUACCUGAAGGUUUGAAGUUGAAUCAAAGCCAUUAUCCAUACGAUCAACAAGAGCAACAGCUUCAGCAGCAGUUGCAGCUGCAGUUUCUUAAUUAUCAACAACUAAAUCAUGACACAAGCAGUAAUACAGUCAAUGCAUUGAGUGGUGUUACACAAGAAUGGAUUAAUCGAACAAACAUGUAUAUUGUACCACCAGCAGAUGACUUCUAUCCACACGAUUAUCAACAUUAUCAACAUCCUGUGGAUAAUAUGCCCAGGGAUGAUUCUUUUCUGUCAGCUGGACAAAUGAUGAUGAAUAGUUUAGGCGGGAGUGGAAUACACUAUCCAAAAAUAUCGUUUCACUUGACCGAUGCUUCACUUGAUCGUCUUGGUGAAUACUCCCUGGCCAGACCAAAACAACAAAUUGAUUUUAAUGAAGCCUUUACCGAUUUAUUACAUGCUCGGAGUGAAAAUGCGCUGAGUCAAGCUAAACACAAUUUGAAAGUUAACGCAGGUGAUGAUGAUGAUGAUAUUGGCGGCACCGGCGGCACCGGUGGUGGCGGCGACAAGGAUGUUAAAAUUCAUUCUAAAGAAGGAAUACACAAGAAGGAUAAUCAGUUACGUGACGAAGAUAAACAUCAGUCUAAACAAUUAACAGAUGAAAAUAAGGUUAAGACAAAAGGGAACAGCCUUCAGAAAACUGGAACAAAUGUGCAGCAAUCCUCAAAUCCACCCGCUGAUAUAGAGAUGCACACAAUCCAUCCAACAGAAUCAGUAGACUCUCGAAUAAAAGAUCUUCGGAAGCAUGAAUUAAAAGACGUCGAUAAAGAUGUUUAA
Molecule: messenger RNA, 2511 nt
Organism: Trichobilharzia szidati
Lineage: Eukaryota; Metazoa; Platyhelminthes; Trematoda; Strigeidida; Schistosomatidae
Source: the annotation of a GenBank genome assembly